AUGGGUGUCGAAUCUAAAAGCUCGGAACACUACUCGAACAAAGUGGAGGAUGAACCGGCGCCGCCUCCAGCUUAUACUCCUUAUGCGUCAGAUUCUGUUGACCAGUCUACCCCACAACAAUCAUCCCGUUCGAUACCUCAACAGGCAGAGUACAUGUACCGAAAUAGUGCUCAGCCUGUAACCCAGGGUCAGCCAUCAGAUCCAUCACAAUGGAAUGCACCUGCGCCGUACGCCCCACCCAGCAACUACCAUGAUCAAUAUCAGAACCGAUACCAGAACCGGUACCAGGAGUACCAAGAUCGGUAUGGGAACGGGCAAUAUCAGCAAUACCAGGACCGAUAUGAGAACGGGCAAUAUCAGCAAUACCAGGACCGAUAUCAGAACGGGCAAUAUCAGCAAUACCAGGACCGAUAUCAAAACGGCCAGUAUCAUCAGUACGAGCAGAAAUACCGUGAUCGAUAUCAGCAAUAUCUCCCACAAAACCUCCCGCCAAACCUCCCACCACGACCAAUUCCUCCACUCCAGCGCCCACCUACACAGGGACUGAAACCAUGUGUGAUUCCUCGUGAGUCCACACCCAUUUACUUUACAACGAACCUCACCCAGCACUAA
This is a messenger RNA of Penicillium odoratum, 612 nucleotides long. RefSeq lists its product as uncharacterized. The record is from RefSeq and is a predicted model, not a curated record. The coding region runs from base 1 to 612 and encodes 203 amino acids. NCBI's taxonomy places the organism in Eukaryota, Fungi, Ascomycota, Eurotiomycetes, Eurotiales, Aspergillaceae. The transcript has a single exon.